AUGGCCGCCACCACCACGCCCAGCACGAGUCCCCUCUCCAACUUCCUCUGGGGAGAGGAGAGGCUCAAGCGCCGCUGCGAGAUCCUGGCCGCCGUCACCCAGAACCCGAUCUUCACGCAACCCCGGAACACGCAUGGGCUGUCGAGGAAGGAUCUGUGGACGCUGCGCCUCCAGCAGAGCGUGGAGCUGCUUGACCUCAAGUUCAAGCUCGGCUGGUCGAAUCAGCAGUUUGUCGAUGCGACCAAGAUCGCGGGGGAUCUGCUGUCCAUUGGGGUGAAUUAUCGCAUCUUCCUCCGAAACCUCGAGGCACAGAUGAGCCCCGAGCAGAAAGCAUAUUGGCUCCCUAAGGCUCAGCGGUAUGAGAUCAGUGGUUGCUACGCGCAGACGGAGCUGGGCCACGGGAGCAAUGUCCGAGGCAUCGAGACGACAGCGACCUUUGACCCGACGACGGACGAGAUUGUGGUGAACUCGCCCACGCUGUCGAGCCACAAGUACUGGAUCGGGUCACUGGGGAUCCUGGCCACGCACGCCCUCAUCAUCGCGAGGCUGAUCGUCCGCGGACGCGACCUGGGCAACCACGUCUUCCUCGUCCAGGUGCGCGACCUCGACACCCACGACCUCAUGCCCAACGUGCGCAUCUACGAGCAGGGCGAAAAGGGCAUGGGCACCUUCGCCUCGAUGGACAACGGCGUCAUGGCCUUCACCAACUGCCGCAUCCCCCGCGCCAACAUGCUGGCCGGCAUGGUCUCGCUGGACGCCGACGGCACGUACCACGCGGCCAAGAACUCGAAGCACGCCUACACCUCCAUGGUCAUCAUUCGGGGCCUGAUGUCCGAGGAGCUGGGCACCGAGGUGGCCAAGGCGGCCAUCAUCGCCUUGAAAUAUGCCCAGUUCCGUCGGCAGUUCAACCCCAAGGACGGGCAGGAGAGGAGGGUGAUUGAGUAUGCUAGCGUGCAGAAUCGAUUGUUUCCCGCGUUGGCACGGUCUGUGGCUAUGAUGCUGCUUGGUCGCGAGAUGAGGGCCCGCAUCGACAACAUCGUCAACGAGAGUCUUGAGGAUCUGCACCUGCAGACCGUCGGGGCAAAGAUCUGGGCCAGUGAGCACGGCGUCCGCGAUGUCGAGGUGGCCCGUCUCACCUGCGGUGGACACGGAAACAUGGCCAGCGCGGGACUCGGUCCUCUCUACGCACAGCUCUCUCCGUCGAGGACAUAUGAAGGCGAGACCUACGUCCUCUCGCAACAGAUUGGGAAUGCCGUCGUGAAACACUGGAAAAAUAAAUCCGAACAGUCCAUCACCGCCCUCUCGUACCUAGCCCGUCUCAGAGACAACAGCCGCAUGUCGCAGCGCCUGCGAGUCGUUGGCGCCGACGGCUGGUUCAACCGGGACGUGCAAGAGGACUUCCUCGAGCACCGGGCGGCGGUCCUCGCGCAACGGCAUCUCGCCGACGUCGCGGCCGGCAAGGACACCAGCUACGACGUUUUCGAGCUGACCAUGGCGCACGCCGACCUCACCUACUGGCGAGGCCUGCAGACGCAGGUCAAGCAGACCGCCGGCGGCCGGAGUGACAGGGAGACCAUGGAGGCGUUGGCGGACGUGUUCUCCUUCACGACCAUGCUCGAAGGCCUCUCCGCCUUCGCCGGCUCCCCGUACCUCACGACCGACGACGUCUCCUCCCUCCGCGCCGCGCACACCACGGCCAUCGCCCGCUUCGCGACGGGUGGCCACGCCGACGCCCUCGUCGCCGCCUUCGGCUUCACCGAGUUCGAGCUCAACAGCGUCUUCGCCCGUGCCUCCGAGACGCCCUACGAGGGCCUGCUCGACGUCGCCCGCCGCAGCGACUUGACGGACAACACCUUCGUCCGGCCCACGCUGCUCAAGGCCCGGAGUCUGUGGAAGAAGUACGAGAGGGCGAAAUUGUAG
This is a messenger RNA of Fonsecaea nubica, 1920 nucleotides long. RefSeq lists its product as hypothetical. The coding region runs from base 1 to 1920 and encodes 639 amino acids. NCBI's taxonomy places the organism in Eukaryota, Fungi, Ascomycota, Eurotiomycetes, Chaetothyriales, Herpotrichiellaceae. The transcript has 6 exons. Gene Ontology annotation, cellular component: peroxisome. The record is from RefSeq and is a predicted model, not a curated record. Gene Ontology annotation, biological process: lipid homeostasis; fatty acid beta-oxidation using acyl-CoA oxidase. Gene Ontology annotation, molecular function: acyl-CoA oxidase activity; fatty acid binding; FAD binding.